UCCGCUGGCGUCACCAUUGCUGACUCGACUGUCCACCCAGUCUCCCAACGCAACGUUGAAGAGCAAGACAAACAUUCGUGCUUUUAUGUCAAACGCCCGGAAGGAGUGUAGGUGUUAGCUAUCGUCCUGCCCGUUAGGAUAGCGAUCUUGUCCAUUCCGACAGCGAGUUCUGAACGGUCUUCAUCAAUUGCACGCGUGUGUCCAGAAUGGCUCUGCCGAUCGUACUGAGUGUCGCUGUGGUGGUGCUAGCUGCAUUGCGUGUCGGUGUGGACGGCACACAUGUCAUCGGUGAUGGUGUGGCGCUGACUCCACCCAUGGGAUGGAAUUCCUGGAACCACUUCCGCUGCGGACUGAAUGAGGAGCUCAUUCGCAGCACUGCUGAUCUGCUUGCCAGUUCUGGCUUGCAGAAGGCCGGCUAUGUCUACGUUAACUUGGACGAUUGCUGGCAACACAGCCGCACUCCGGAAGGCGUGAUAGUCCAGGAUGAAACCAAGUUCCCGAAUUUCACCGGCAUGAUUGCCUACAUCAAGUCUAAGGGGCUCAUGUUUGGGUUGUACACGGACCGUGGAACGUACACGUGCCAGCACCGUCCCGGGUCAUACUCACACGAGAUGAUCGAUGCCAAGACAUACGCUGCAUGGGGUGUAGACUAUGUGAAGAACGACGACUGCAACGUGCCCAAGGGUGGCAAUGCAGACACCGACUACGGCCACAUGUUUGAAGGCAUCCAUGCGUCCGGCAGGCCCAUGGUGCACAGCGUCAAGGGUUCAGAGCCCAUAGCCAACGCACACAAUGUGUCCAACAUGAGACGUGUUGGUCAUGACAUUGGAGACAAUUUCGGCAGUAUGCUCAGUCUGGUCAUGCAGGGAGAGAAGCAGAACCUUUCACAGUAUGCACAUCCUGGAUUCUGGAACGAUCUGGACAUGCUGGAAAUAGGCAACGGAGGUAUGACACUGGAGGAGUACAAAACGCACAUGGCAUUCUGGUGCAUUUUGAAAGCUCCCCUGUUGCUAGGCAACGACCUGACCAAGAUGACUGCGGACAUUCUGGCCAUACUGACAAACGCUGAGGUGUUGGCAAUCAAUCAAGAUCCUAUGGGUGUGCAGGGCAAGAUGGUUCACCAAGAAUUCACAAACAGCACCAAGUCACCGAGGGAUGUCGUAGCUGUCAAGUGUAGCUCCAGUGUAACACAGCAAUGGGUGUAUGAUAAAACGAACAUGACCAUCAUGAACAAGGGCAUUGGUCUGUGUAUCGACUGUCAUCAGGGACGUGGUCAGGUGAUGGCUAUGCCUUGUGAUGGUUCCAGCAAGCAGCAGUGGGUGCUAGAUGCUGGUGGGGAGAUACACAGUCAGUCAGCCAGCUCUAAAACAUGUCUGGAUGUGUACAACUACUCUGGACCUGUAGUGCAGAUGUUUGACUGUAAAGAUGAGAAAGGCAAGUAUGGGAACCAGCAGUUUAACGUGACGACUUCCGGGGAAAUUGUACCCAACGUUCCCGGUGACCUCUGCCUAGACCUCGGUGAAGGAACUGCGCAAUUAUAUGUAUUUGCUGGACCGCUGUCUGGCAAUGCACAUGCCGCGAUGCUCUUCAGUGAAUUGGAUCCGUCUGUCAGCAGUAAAAUCACGGCCAUGUGGUCCGACAUGGGACUGGAUCCGACCACAGCCUAUAUUGUCCGUGACUUGUGGGAGAACAAGGACAUUGGGACGUUCAACGGCUCUUUCUCGGCCGGUGUGGCUGGCCAUUCCAACGUCUUUGUCAAGCUGACUCCAGUUUGAGGGUUUGUCUGACAUUGGCCAUCCAAGCUCAAUGGCAGGUUGCGGCUGGAAGCCAUGUAAGAUGAUAAUAUAUUCGAGCACAGAUAUCUCUACUUCUAUAUCCACAUGUUUUUGCACCUGUGAACCCAGAUUAUUAUUAUGAUGAUUUGCCUUCAUAAGCAUAGUGAGCUGAACUAACUUUUUGCUUUCCAAGGAUUACACUUCUUGCUCUUGUUCUUUUUUUGCGCCUCGAUCCUUGAAGGGUGGUGGCAUUCCUACGGAUGCGGAAAACUCGGCCUCUAGCCGAGUCUGACGCGAACCGUGAAUUGUUCUUCUUGUUGUUCUUUCACUGCUGCUGUGACCCUAGCGGCAUGCUUCUUCGUUCAUAAUCACAAUACAAUAACACACACACGCACAAUAAAAAGAACUGGUCAUCAAGGCCUUGUGGUGGAGUGAUAUGUCCCGUGACCUUUUGAACUAGA
This is a messenger RNA of Sycon ciliatum, 2236 nucleotides long. RefSeq lists its product as uncharacterized. Gene Ontology annotation, molecular function: hydrolase activity, hydrolyzing O-glycosyl compounds. The record is from RefSeq and is a predicted model, not a curated record. The transcript is spliced from 17 exons. NCBI's taxonomy places the organism in Eukaryota, Metazoa, Porifera, Calcarea, Leucosolenida, Sycettidae. Gene Ontology annotation, biological process: carbohydrate metabolic process. The coding region runs from base 207 to 1775 and encodes 522 amino acids.